AGGGUCUCUAUGGUUUCCAGAAAUCGGAUUACGGCAUCUUGGACACACGUGGGAGAUAAGUCAUCAAUAUGGCCAAGACGAGGAAAAUUUGCAAAACCAAAAGUGGAGCUGCUGUAAAUCUGUUAAGCAGUGAGAGCGUGGAGUCCAAUCGCAAGGCUGUAGAGGAGACUAUGGAGGAGGAGGAGGAGGAACUGUUUCACACAGAGUAUGCCAUCAGCGCAAGUGAGGACGAGGCCCAGAGCGAUGAUGAGAGGAAGCAUUGCAAACUGCUGGAGGCCAUCAGCUCCCUGGAUGGGAAGAAAAGGAGGAAGCUGGCUGAGAGGUCAGAGGCCAGCACGCAGGUGUCAGAGUUCACCGUCAGUGCUGAAGGUGCUGGGGAGAAGAUUGAUCUGAAAGACUUGCUUGGGACGAUCGGCCCCGCUGCCUCGUCAAUGUCCUCCAUCAAGAAGCAGCUGAAUAAACUGCAGUACAAAAAUAAGACCCUGGAGCUGCCCCUGAGCAGGCAGGAGACAGAGAAGAUCCAAAGGGUGGUGGCCUAUGAGAAGACUUCGAAGAAGGUGACUCGCUGGGACCAUGUGGUGCGCCAGAACCGUAAGGCGGAGCAGCUGGUGUUCCCCUUGAACCAGGAGCCAGGGGGGAUCAAACCUGUGGAGCAGGUUGUGGCCAGCUGGAAGGUCAGGACCCCCCUGGAGCUGGAGAUCUUCAACCUCCUGCACAAGAACAAGCAGCCCGUCACCGACCCCAUCCUGACCCCUGUAGAGGAGGCCUCGCUCCGAGCCAUGAGCCUUGAGGAGGCGAAGAUGCGGCGUGCAGAGCUGCAGAAGGCCCGUGCGCUCCAGUCCUACUAUGAGGCGAGAGCCAAGAGAGAGAGAAGAAUAAAGAGCAAGAAAUACCACAGGGUCCUGAAGAAGGCGAAGCGGAAGGAGGUGCUGAAGGAGUUUGAGGAACUGCGGAAGACAAACCCAGACGCUGCUCUCGAGGAGCUCAAGAAGAUGGAUCUGUCCAGGGUAGAGGAGCGCAUGUCCCUGAAGCAUCAGAACAGCGGCAAGUGGGCCAAGUCCAAAGCCAUCAUGGCCAAAUACGAUGACGAGGCCCGCAAAGCCAUGCAGCAGCAGCUGGAGGUGAACAAGGAGUUGACUCAGAAGCUGGUGGUGCCCUCAGAGAGCGAGGACGAAGAGCCGGAGGAAGAGGAGGAGGAGGUCUUGCCCGGCUUUGUUAACGAGGCCCAGCCCGGGACUGACUACGCCAACCCCUGGAUGCAGGGGAAGCUGAGCUCUGACCCAGCUGAGCUCCCCGGGGAGGCUGGUGGGGAGGCAGAAGCCCCAGCGCUAGGGGGUGCUGUGGAGGAGAGCGAGGGAGAGGAAGAGGAGGAGGAGGAGGAAGACGAGGCUCUGCUCAGGGAGUUCGAGGAGAGGCGGCGCCUCCGGAAAGAGCAGGAGGAGGACAUUGUCCCUGCAGAGGUGGACAAGGAAGACGCUGGAGAAGAGAAGUGUGAGGAGGUCAAGGAAGAGGACGUGUCCGAGUUUAACAGCCUCUUCCAGAGACUGGUGGGAAACAAGCCCAAGACCCAAGCAGCAAAGAGGGCAGCCAGGCCGCCUGCGCCUCAGGGGGAAGGAGAGAGCCAGGAGCAGGGGAAGGAGGACAGCGAGGAAAGGGAAGAGCCCCCCCUGCUGGAUGAGACGCUCACGCGGGUUCAAACCAUGGAGGAUCUGGAGCACCUGGAGCGAGAGGAAACGUUAGAAGCUGAGGUGCCUGAACCAGAGAGCACCGUGACAGGGCCGGGCACAGAGACAGAGGAGGAGAAACCGGCCAGCAAGGCAGGGAAGAGGAAGAGGAAGAAGGUGAUCGACCCUGAGGAGGUGCUGACCAGACAGGCCAAAGUGAUCAAGGUGCCCUCAGCCCCCACCGCCAUUGAGGAUGAGGAGGGUGAUGAAGAGCAGAAGAUGAUCAUCAAGGAAGCCUUUGCCUCCGAUGACGUGAUCGCUGACUUCCUGAAGGACAAGCAGAAGCAGACAGAGAUGUCCAAACCCAAAGAUGUGGACCUGACCCUGCCGGGCUGGGGGGAGUGGGGCGGCGUGGGGCUCAAACCCUCCAAGAGGAAGCGAAGGAGGUUCUGUAUAAAAGCAGCCCCUGGCCCUCCCAGACGGGAUCGCAACCUGCCUAAUGUGAUCAUCAGUGAGAAGAGGGACGCGUCCAUCGCAGCUCACCAGGUGAAUGACCUGCCCUUCCCCUUCAGUAACCCGACUCAGUUCGAGCGCAAUAUCCGGGCGCCCAUCGGCCACAACUGGAACACCCAGCGUACUGUGCAGAAGCUGACCGCGCCCAGGGUCAUCACCAAGAUGGGCACCAUCAUCGACCCCAUCGACGAGGAGGACCUUGCCAUAGACAAGAAACCACCAGUCAAACUGCGGAUUGCGGACAUCCUGCUGACACAGGAGAAGAAGGGGAAGAAAAACACAGAGCGCAAAGACAGGAGACCCGAGAGCAAGAGGAGACCCCAGAACAAGAGGAGACCCCAGAAACACAUAGACAAGAACCAGCAGCAGAAAUCCAAGAAGGCUGCCUGAUCACGGCACGGACAGUGAAAGGACUGAAGAAGGUCCCGCAUGGCAGAGGCAUGGUUCAUUGAGAAUGAGAAGAGAGAGAUGCUUGGAUCUGAACUGUGAUCUGCAGCCCUGUCUCUCUUUUUUGUGUGUAGUCGAUGGGUGUUUAAAUGCAGUCUGGAUGCCUUUACUGGUCGACAGUGAACUUUCAGCCCUUGUUAUGUUGUGACGGUUAACACGCAUAUUAUUUUGGUAGUUCUUGCCCAUGAAAUCUCUAGUUGUUGUUGUAAUAACCCCAUGGUUCUCAGUGUGAGAUCUUCUCUCCCACUCAAAUACCAAUGUGCCCCUCAGUCCUGUCCUGGCAGGACUGACCGGGAGUUAAGCCACCACGCCAAUCCAGUCCCUUCACAUCUUAAUGGUGGAGGAAGCAUUUUCAUUACAUGUCAGGGUAACUGGAUUGCAUGAAGCAGUAGACUGAUUUACCAGUUGCCAUAGCAACCCCUUUGCCUGGUAACCAGGAUGUGGGUAGAGCAACCUUGAUAUCAGAUGAGGCCUCAACACCUUGCUCGCAUAUAUUGUUAUAAUAUUGAAUACAAAUAUUGGCAUGUUUUUGUAAUGUGAUAGAAACAACAACAAAAAAAACAGCUGAAAUAAAUGAAUAUGGAAUGCCA
Messenger RNA from Acipenser ruthenus (sterlet), 3214 nucleotides. RefSeq names its product U3 small nucleolar RNA-associated protein 14 homolog A-like. Gene Ontology annotation, cellular component: nucleolus; small-subunit processome. The record is from RefSeq and is a predicted model, not a curated record. Gene Ontology annotation, biological process: rRNA processing. NCBI's taxonomy places the organism in Eukaryota, Metazoa, Chordata, Actinopteri, Acipenseriformes, Acipenseridae. The transcript is spliced from 15 exons. Bases 69 to 2567 code for a protein of 832 amino acids.